Molecule: messenger RNA, 456 nt
Organism: Rotaria sordida
Lineage: Eukaryota; Metazoa; Rotifera; Eurotatoria; Philodinida; Philodinidae
Source: the annotation of a GenBank genome assembly
AUGGAUCCAAACCGAACUGAACUCGAUUUAGAAAAAUUCGGCUUGAGCAAUGAUCAUUACAAAGUACCAUCGUCUUUACAUGGACAAAAAAAUGUUGUUUCCACUCCUUCAAUACCAAAACCUUCAUCAUUAUCUUCUGCUACAGAUUUUACUCGUAAUAUUAUUCCUGGUUCUCCAUAUUCAUCAAUAGAACAACAACAAACAACGAAUAUAAAUAAUCCAAAUGGUUAUUCCACAAUUCUAUUAAAUGAUUUUACACAACCAUUAUCAAUUCCAACUCGAUUACAAUCUUUAAAUUUAAUCAAUGAAGCAUUUAGACAUUUUAGUACUAUUGAAGCAACAUUAGCAGCACAACGUAAACAAUCUCAAAUGACAUCAUCAUCUAUAAAUUCAUAUCGUUCACGACUUAAUUCAACAACAAAUAAUCCUACAACUAAACAACAACAACAACAAUAA